Heterobasidion irregulare TC 32-1 is the source of this 339-nucleotide messenger RNA. RefSeq lists its product as uncharacterized. The coding region runs from base 1 to 339 and encodes 112 amino acids. The transcript has a single exon. The record is from RefSeq and is a predicted model, not a curated record. NCBI's taxonomy places the organism in Eukaryota, Fungi, Basidiomycota, Agaricomycetes, Russulales, Bondarzewiaceae.
AUGUGGAAAAUGCCACAUCAAUGCAAGCAUUCCUUAUUAACAAUCUCUACAUACCCACAUCAUAGAUUGUUCUUCUCUGUAACAUGGAUGCCACCUGAGCAAACAUUUUUUCAAGUUUCAAAGCUCACUUCAUUGAGAAUCCAAAGAUUCAUGAAGAUAACACUAUUAUUUUCUUUUAUACAGGAUAUGGGGGCCAUAUGGUGGUGCUGCAGGAGUAGAAUACAAGUGAUUAUUACAUUGAAACCAUCAUUUCUCAUAAUGAAGAAAGCAAAGAUAGUCAAGGCAUUUCUAUUACCAGCAUUCCAGAUUAUAUGGUCAAUGCCCUCCUUCAUCAGCUAG